Messenger RNA from Salvelinus namaycush (lake trout), 3358 nucleotides. Its product is annotated as coatomer subunit gamma-2. The record is from RefSeq and is a predicted model, not a curated record. The coding region runs from base 98 to 3238 and encodes 1046 amino acids. Lineage: Eukaryota; Metazoa; Chordata; Actinopteri; Salmoniformes; Salmonidae. Gene Ontology annotation, molecular function: structural molecule activity. Gene Ontology annotation, cellular component: endoplasmic reticulum; endoplasmic reticulum-Golgi intermediate compartment; COPI vesicle coat. The transcript has 22 exons. Gene Ontology annotation, biological process: protein secretion; endoplasmic reticulum to Golgi vesicle-mediated transport; intracellular protein transport.
CACAGACAGGAAGGUUGCAUUUGGCGACGUGGAAGUGACUAGUCGUCUGUUGUGAAGCUGUACACCAACCACACUGAUCCACAAACAUUCCGUAACAAUGAUAAAGAAAUUUGACAAGAAGGACGAAGAGUCUGGAAGUGGCUCUAACCCUUUCCAGCAUCUUGAAAAGAGUGCAGUGUUGCAAGAGGCUCGUAUCUUCAACGAGACUCCGAUCAACCCCAGAAGAUGUCUCCACAUCCUCACCAAGAUCAUUUACCUGCUCAACCAGGGGGAGCACUUUGGAACUAUGGAGGCGACCGAGGCCUUCUUCGCAAUGACCAGGCUCUUCCAGUCCAAUGAUCAAACCCUGAGAAGGAUGUGCUACCUUACCAUCAAGGAGAUGGCCAACAUCUCUGAGGAUGUCAUCAUUGUCACCAGUAGCUUGACCAAGGACAUGACUGGCAAGGAGGAUGUGUACAGAGGACCUGCCAUCAGAGCUCUAUGCAGGAUCACGGAUACCACCAUGCUGCAGGCCAUUGAGAGAUACAUGAAACAGGCCAUCGUUGACAAAGUGCCCAGUGUGUCCAGCUCUGCCCUGGUCUCCUCUCUGCACAUGGUUAAGAUGAGCUACGACGUGGUGAAGCGCUGGGUGAACGAGGCACAGGAGGCAGCUUCCAGUGACAACAUCAUGGUCCAGUACCACGCCCUGGGCCUGCUGUACCACCUGAGGAAGAAUGACCGACUGGCCGUAUCCAAGAUGCUCAACAAGUUCACCAAGUCUGGCCUCAAGUCCCCCUUUGCCUACUGCAUGCUCAUCCGCAUCGCCAGCAAGCUGUUGGAGGAGACCGAGGCAGGACAUGACAGUCCCCUGUUUGACUUCAUUGAGAGCUGUCUGAGGAACAAGCAUGAGAUGGUGGUGUACGAGGCAGCCUCGGCCAUAGUCCACAUGCCCAACUGUACUGCCAGAGAGCUGGCCCCCGCUGUCUCUGUCCUGCAGCUGUUCUGCAGCUCUCCCAAAGCAGCCCUGAGAUACGCAGCUGUCAGGACCCUCAACAAGGUGGCGAUGAAGCAUCCGUCGGCCGUGACUGCGUGCAACCUGGACCUGGAGAACCUGAUCACUGACUCGAACCGCAGCAUCGCCACGCUGGCCAUCACCACGCUGCUGAAGACAGGCAGCGAGAGCAGUGUGGACCGCCUCAUGAAACAGAUCUCCUCCUUCGUCUCUGAGAUCUCUGACGAGUUCAAGGUGGUGGUUGUGCAGGCCAUCAGUGCCCUGUGUCAGAAGUAUCCCAGAAAGCACAGCGUCAUGAUGAACUUCCUGUCCAACAUGCUCCGAGACGACGGUGGCUUUGAGUACAAGCGGGCCAUCGUGGACUGCAUCAUCAGCAUCAUCGAGGAGAACCCAGAGAGCAAGGAGACGGGGCUGGCCCACCUGUGUGAGUUCAUCGAGGACUGUGAGCACACGGUGCUGGCCACCAAGAUCCUCCACCUGCUGGGCAAGGAGGGCCCGCGCACGCCCUCGCCAUCCAAGUACAUCCGCUUCAUCUUCAACCGCGUCGUGCUGGAGAGCGAGGCCGUCAGAGCCGCUGCGGUCAGUGCUCUGGCUAAGUUUGGAGCCCAGAAUGAUGACCUUCUCCCCAGUGUGUUAGUCCUGAUGCAGAGGUGUAUGAUGGACAGUGACGACGAGGUGAGGGACAGAGCCACCUUCUACAUGAACGUGCUGCAGCAGAAGCAGAAAGCCCUCAACGCUGCCUACAUUUUCAACGGUCUGUCGGUGUCUGUCCCGGGUCUGGAGAAGUCCCUCCACCAGUACACCCUGGAGCCCACAGAGAAGCCCUUCGAUAUGAAGUCGGUUCCCCUGGCCAACACACCCAUCACAGAGCAGAAGACCGAAUUCGCUCCUGUGGCCACUAGCAAGCUUCCAGAGAAACCAGGCCCGACACGCCAAGACAUCUACCAGGAACAACUGGCAGCCAUUCCAGAAUUCCAGGGCCUGGGUUCUCUCUUCAAGACGUCGGAGGCGGUGCAGCUGACCGAGGCGGAGACUGAGUAUGUGGUGCGCUGCGUCAAGCACACCUUCGCCAGACACAUGGUGUUCCAGUUCGACUGCACCAACACGCUCAAUGACCAGCUCCUGCAGAAGGUUAUGGUUCAGAUGGAGCCGUCGGAGGCCUACGAGGUUCUCCACUACGUCCCUGCUGCUAACCUGCCCUACAGCCAGCCUGGCUCCUGCUACAGCCUGGUCAGACUGCCUGAAGAUGACCCCACCGCAGUGUCCUGUACGUUCAGCUGUACUCUGAAGUACCUGGUGAAAGACUGCGACCCCAACACAGGAGAGCCCGAUGACGACGGUUACGAUGACGAAUAUGUGCUGGAAGACUUGGAGGUGACCGUUGCAGACCACAUCCAGAAGGUGUUGAAGCCUAACUUUGCCGCAGCCUGGGACGAGGUGGGAGACGACUUUGAGAAGGAGGAGACGUUCGCCCUGGCCUCUGUCAGAACGUUAGACGAGGCUGUUGGUCACAUCUCUCUGUUCCCUGUCGUCUAUGUAGAGGCUGUUGGUCACAUCUCUCUGUUCCCUGUCGUCUCUGUAGAGGCUGUUGGUCACAUCUCUCUGUUCCCUGUCGUCUCUGUAGAGGCUGUUGGUCACAUCUCCCUGUUCCCUGUUGUCUCUGUAGAGGCUGUUGGUCACAUCUCCCUGUUCCCUGUUGUCUCUGUAGAGGCUGUUGGUCACAUCUCUCUGUUCCCUGUCGUCUCUGUAGAGGCUGUUGGUCACAUCUCUCUGUUCCCUGUCGUCUAUGUAGAGGCUGUUGGUCACAUCUCUCUGUUCCCUGUCGUCUCUGUAGAGGCUGUUGGUCACAUCUCUCUGUUCCCUGUCGUCUCUGUAGAGGCUGUUGGUCACAUCUCCCUGUUCCCUGUUGUCUCUGUAGAGGCUGUUGGUCACAUCUCCCUGUUCCCUGUUGUCUCUGUAGAGGCUGUUGGUCACAUCUCUCUGUUCCCUGUCGUCUCUGUAGAGGCUGUUGGUCACAUCUCUCUGUUCCCUGUCGUCUCUGUAGAGGCUGUUGGCCACAUCUCCCUGUUCCCUGUUGUCUCUGUAGAGGCUGUUGGUCACAUCUCUCUGUUCCCUGUUGUCUCUGUAGAGGCUGUUGGUCACAUCUCUCUGUUCCCUGUCGUCUCUGUAGAGGCUGUUGGUCACAUCUCUCUGUUCCCUGUCAUCUCUGUAGAGGCUGUUGGUCACAUUUCCCUGUUGUCUCUGUAGAGGCUGUUGGUCACAUCUCCCUGUUCCCUGUUGUCUCUGUAGAGGCUGUUGGUCACAUCUCUCUGUUCCCUGUCGUCUCUGUAGAGGCUGUUGGUCACAUCUCUCUGUUCCCUGUCAUCU